Messenger RNA from Rhipicephalus sanguineus (brown dog tick), 12760 nucleotides. RefSeq names its product protein retinal degeneration B (gene rdgB). Gene Ontology annotation, cellular component: cytoplasm. The record is from RefSeq and is a predicted model, not a curated record. Lineage: Eukaryota; Metazoa; Arthropoda; Arachnida; Ixodida; Ixodidae. Gene Ontology annotation, molecular function: metal ion binding; phosphatidylcholine intramembrane carrier activity; phosphatidylinositol binding. The coding region runs from base 295 to 4353 and encodes 1352 amino acids. Gene Ontology annotation, biological process: phospholipid transport. The transcript is spliced from 20 exons.
AUCGCAGAAGCAGCAGCAGUGGCGGCGAGCAGCCAAGCAAGCUGUACGGCGGUGGUCGCGCGAGCCAGCAGUCCGUGUUGUACGCUGGCUUGUCGGACCGCUGUGUGGAGAGAUGCUACUACUGUACUCCGUGUAGUCCCAUCGUCGGGGGAUCAUCCGGCCAGCAGCAACGGAUAUGGACGGCCCGCAGCGCGAGCCGACGAUCGUUUGCGGAUUCCAGAGGCCGCCUGAACUGGACCCGUGAGCGCGAGGGGCUCCCUUUGAUAUCGGGCGCCGCUCGAGCGUGGCCCAAACAUGUUGCUCAAAGAAUACAGGAUCCCGCUGCCCUUGUCGGUCGAGGAGUACCGAGUGGCGCAGCUCUACAUGAUCGCCAAAAAAAGUCGCGAAGAAAGCAAAGGAGUUGGCAGCGGGGUGGAAAUCAUGGUGAAUGAGCCCUACACUGAUGGACCGGGAGGUUCAGGCCAAUACACCCACAAGAUUUACCACAUCGGGAGCCAUUUGCCUGGCUGGUUCAAGGCCCUGCUGCCAAAGUCGGCCCUCACUGUGGAAGAGGAGGCCUGGAAUGCGUACCCCUACACCAAGACUCGUUAUACGUGCCCGUUCAUCGAGCGCUUCUACCUUGAGAUUGAGACCAAAUACUUUGGCGAUGCCGGUGAACAGGAAAACGUGUUUGAGUUGUCUGGGGCAGAACUGCGCAACUUACAAGUUGAUGUCAUUGACGUUGUGAAGGACCAGCUGACUGGUUCAGACUAUGUCCGUGAAGAGGACCCUAAGCUGUAUGUCUCUGCCAAAACGUCGCGUGGUCCCUUGGACGACGACUGGCUUCAGGCUUACCUUGACCACCGGCAGUUGGGGACGCCGGCGCCCCCACCUGGUGAUGGGAUCAUCAUGUGUGCCUACAAGCUGUGCCGGGUGGAAUUCCGCUACUGGGGCAUGCAAAGCAAGAUUGAAAAGUUCAUACAUGAUGUAGCGCUGCGCAAGACGAUGCUGAGGGCUCACCGGCAGGCAUGGGCCUGGCAGGACGAGUGGGUGGGGCUCACCAUGGAUGACAUCCGGCAGAUCGAGCGCGAGACCCAGGAAGCCCUGGCGCGCAAGAUGGCCGCCGACCAGGUCAGCGAGGAAGGUGAUGAGGAAGAAGCCCUGGCCCACUCGUGCUCAGCCGCCUCCAUCCCCAAGGUCGACCUGAAUGUGAUAGACAAGGACAAGGAAGUGACCGUCGGCGAGCCUGCGAAGCCUGCCAGCCGGACGCGUUCCAAAAGUCGCAGCCCACCACGCCUGGCUCGGGAGCCCGAAGCCGAGUCGGCUGCGCCCCUGCCAGUUGCCAGCCCGAAACCUGCCGAUGGCAGAGGCCAUGCCCAGGGGCCCCGCAAGUCCUGGGUCCGCAGCAACUCGAAAGGAGCCCUCCAUUCGCCCAGUGGAAGCUCCACGCAAAGCUUUGACCUGCAGCUUGCCAACUGGAGGAUGGAGAGUAUUGUCCGUGAAUCGGACAGCAGCUCCAAUGACGAGUUCUUUGAUGCCGAAGACAUCUGUGGUUCAGAGGACUAUGGCUUUAGUCCAAUGACAAAGUGGAGUUCCCUAGAAAUGGUCUCUUCAGAAAACGAGAAAGGUGGAAUUUUCGGUGGCGCAUCGACACCUGAUGAGGACAGCAUAUUCAGUGCCUCUCACAUCCGGCGGACGCACGCUGUGAGCUUUGGCCGGUCGGCGUCCACCACGGGUGCCUCGACCUCUCUGUCGGAUUCUCCGACGGCAUCGCCGGGGCACCAGGGAGGAGGAGUAUCCGCGACACCCUGUCCAACGUCUGUACUCGUGCUUGUCCUGCAUGCUGGCAAUGUGCUGGACUCUGGUGCUGAGGGCCCCACCCCAAAGACCGCUGACUUGGCCACCUUCCGGGCCGCCAUGGAUUCGGCCAUUCGGCAGCACUACCCGACCAUGCUGGGCCGUGUCGCCUUGCGCCUCGUGAGCUGUCCGGCCCCCUGUGCUGAAGCCUUGGCAGUUCUCUCCAACCUGAGUCCCUACAGCUUUCAGGCAUCACCGUCGGCAGUCGAUGGGGGUGCUUUCCGCCAUCAGGACUCGAUACCUCUGGGCGCCCUUCCUCUCUUCGCAGUCUCCUCUCCCGAUUACCCAGACCUCGUUUCGCGAACAGUUUGUGCGGCCAACCAAGCCUACCACGACUUCCUCAAGUCAGAGCAAGGGCAGGGUUUUGCAGGACAGGUUGCGCUCAUUGGCGACAGCGUUGGCUCCAUAUUGGGAUUCGACGCGCUUUGUCGAGCUGCCCAAUUGGGCAGUCGUUAUGGCAGCGAGAACAGCAUCAACGAAGAGACUCCAGGUGCUGCCCCGCGCCCCAAUCCGCUCAUCUCCAUCAGCGACGGCAGUGGCAACGAAGACGCAGAGGAUUCGGGUGGUGCUGCGGCGGCGGCAGCUAGCGGUGGCGGUGCCUCUGCUGCUCAGGGGACCCCUUCGCGCAGCUACCGCAAGUCUGCGUCCCAUCCACCCGAUGCCGCUGCGGCAGCCGCUACUGCAUCUGAAGUGACGGGCAUGGGCGAGGGAGCAGCAUCGUUCCACAGACUCCUGAGUGCUCCUCCUCCUCGACGUUCCAGUUCAUGCUCCAGCGAACAGGGGGGCCACGGGCGGUUCGAUUUCGAGGUGUCCGACUUUUUCAUGUUUGGCUCCCCCAUGGCACUGGUGCUGGCUUACCGCAAAAUGCUCUCAUUUGACGACAAGAAUGCUCCCUUGCCACGACCACAAUGCUCUCAGGUGUACAACCUGUUUCACCCCACGGACCCCCUGGCCGUACGCCUUGAACCCUUGCUGAGCGCUCGAUUUUCUCAGCUGCCACCUGUAAACGUACCCCGAUAUCAAAAGUACCCGCUCGGUGAUGGUCAGCCCGUCCACUUAUUGGAAUACCUGCAGAGCCACGCUCACAUCUUUGUGGAAGGGCUGCCCCCGUCAUCCUCUGGCUACGCCUGCAUGGGGCGGCGAACCAGCGAAGCCAGCAUCUCAAGCACUGUGUCGGGCGUCUCAGAGGCUCUGCCCCUCAGCACUGUCACUUCAUUGACACAGAAGUGGUGGGGCAGCCGACGCCUGGACUUUGCGCUGUACUGCCCUGAGGGCUUGGCCAACUUCCCGCCGCAUGUACUGCCGCACCUGUUUCAUGCCUCUUACUGGGAGUCUAUGGAUGUGGUUGGCUUGCUACUGCGGCAACUGCUUCGCGGAGGGUGUGGCGUCGCGGGCUCCCUUGAUGGCGGCGGAGGAGACGGGGUUGUUGCUGGCACACUCGAUCGAGACCUGGCACCCUUCGUGCCCGGACAGCCCCGUGAGAAGUGGCUCCGCAAACGCACCUCUGUCAAAAUCAAGAACGUGACGUCCAACCACCGGGCCAACGAUGUGAUCGUGAAGGAGGGUGAACCACAGGUGCUGACGGCACGUUUCAUGUAUGGACCUCUGGACAUGGUGGCUCUGUCGGGUGAAAAGGUGGACGUGCACUUGAUGCGUGACAGCGGCCACUGGACGCUGCUGGGCACGCAGUUGACCGACCGCAAUGGACGGCUUUCCUUCAGCAUGCCCAAGGACCUGGGACUCGGAUAUGGGCUCUUCCCCGUCAAGGCCAUUGUCAGAGGUGACCACACAUCCAUCGACUUCUUUCUUGCUAUUGUGCCUCCGAAGACUGAGUGUGUCGUGUUCAGUAUCGAUGGGUCUUUCACGGCCAGCGUCUCAGUCUCUGGUCGAGAUCCCAAAGUCAGAGCUGGAGCUGUUGAUGUAGUCAGGCACUGGCAGGAGCUGGGCUACCUGAUCAUUUACAUCACGGGGCGGCCCGACAUGCAACAGCAGCGGGUGGUCUCCUGGCUCGCCCAGCACAACUUUCCCCACGGCCUUGUCUCUUUUGCCGAGGGACUCUCCACCGAACCACUCAGGCACAAGCUCAGCUACCUACGACACCUGCAAACACACGCAGAGAUCGUCUAUCACGCUGCUUAUGGCUCUGCCAAGGACAUCGCAGUCUACACUGCGCUUGGCAUGACAAAAGAGCAGAUCUUUAUUGUUGGAAAAGUUUCCAAGAAACAACAUUCCCUAGCCACGGUACUCUACGAAGGGUACGCACUUCACCUAACGGAUUUGAAGAGUCCCGGCCUGCCGCUUUGCCGGCCGGCCCAGGGCAAUGCCCGCAUGGUUCUGUCACGCGGAUGCUUUGGGCUGCCUGGCCAGGGUCUCUCUGGUCCAGCUGGUGCUCUGAGGCGACGGCGCUCAGCCAAGCGAACAACUUCUUACCCGCUGUCGGCCUCACCAGCAUCCCCCGGCCCUUCCUCCACCUCCGGUGGGGGCCUCAAGACUGGCUCCGGCAGCAGUAAAGUGUGAGCGCGUUUUGUCGCCGCGAUUCGCGGCCCACGGCAUCUUCCUCAUCACUUCAUCUCCGUAGGUUUAAGUGGGACCUCACUUUUCGUGCACCCAAAGAGUUGUGGCACCUCUUGGGCUAGGAAGGACGAUACCCCGGUGCACAAGACCGUCACCCAACAUGUCACAUCACCGCACCGCCACGGUUGUUUUGCCUUUCCACACGAGCGACAUCUGUAGGGUUCACCAUCGCCUUUUCGAAAGAAUCUUCCCCUGUUUCAGAAGAAAAAUGAGUUUGCUUCAAUACUUACCACAAAGUGUCACUCCCGUGGAACGACGUCUGCGCUGUUACUUGCUGCGAGUCUGGGAAGCAUCACUUGCGACACUUGGCUGUGUAGUUGGACGUUGGUCGGAGAGAUUUGUGCGUCAGUUUUUAGUGUGCUAAAAGCUUGCUUUUAAAGUUUUUGAUCAGGCAGCUCUAGAUAGCAGGACCGGCAUAGUUUGAGCUUUGGCUUCUGCAAGCUUUACGGAUAGGUGAGAUGUACAGUGAAAAAGAUGCCUUGCAAGUGAAAUGAGCUGUGAGUUGAAUGUCGCAUUGCCGACUGCGCUGCAACACCAACAGAUGACUUUACGCGAACGGAAAAGCGCAGAGUGACGCACGGCAACUGCAACCAACUUCGACGACAAGAAGUGUUGCUGCACUCGGCCAUCAUGAUUCGUUCACCAUGUGACAGUUCCUCAUUGAGAAGAUAAAGGGGUUCAGUGUGACGUGGCACCAUUUUUCUGCUAACUGUCGUCAAUAUUUUCAAGUUAGGAACAUUGCACGAACAAAGGUGGCGUGAGACGAGAUGCUUACGCAUAGCAACAGUUUAUUUGUGUGUGUACCGUGCACCGCUUACUUUCUUUUUGUGGCUUUCUCAACGGGCUCGAUCCAUCUUGACAACAGUGAGCAUUGUCACCGUUCCUGUUUCAUGACGUCUCAGCGAUGCUUCGCCUGCACGAAGAUGGCGGGAAGGAACGCAUCGCUCUUCAACGUGUGGUAUGGAACAAAGGAAGAGGAGAACCCCACCUUCUUCACUGUAGGUUGUGAGAUGACCAUGGUUCGAAGGCCAAAUGCCACAAACAAAAACGCUCUGCGAGCGCUCUACGUGUGAUGCCUAGUGGUAUAUGGUCUCUUUGAAGCUGUGUCGUUGCCUGCAUUGGUGUAGUUGGCAGGGAUUUUUUUUUUUUUUUUGCAGGAAGGUGCUCAGGUCACACUGUGUUUCUUAUCCCCCCCCCGCCCUUCCACGUGUGGCCUACUUUUAGUGCAAAACGUAGUUGAUACGUGAGUAUGGUUGUUGACCUUUCGAGAAUGAUUUCUUUUUUCUUACCGCGAGAGGUGUGCAUGGUCGAGUGCGGCACGUUGAGUUGAACCUCACUGAGCAGCCUACCUAAGUGUUACGCGUGGAGGAUUGUAGAGAGCUUGUUGUACAAGAGGUAUGGUAUGUAUCGGUAGCAUUCUUACAUGGAUUUACGGCUGCCAGCUGUUUCGAAGAAAUAUUUUCUGUUGUUGGCUGUUACAAAAGUUACCGAAAUUUUAGUAAUUUAAUUACAUAUAGAGGAAGGUUACUGUAGGUUUUCUUAUUGCAUCAUGCUAGUCAUUAAUGGCUAAAGAAAAAGAGAGAUUCAAGUUAGCAUGGGUAUAGAAAUACGUGUAGAGAAUGUUGGCAGGAUAGGCUUAUCUCCGUGUGCCUGUCAAUGCUGUGCGGUAAUUGCAAGCGCUAAUGGGCAAGAUGAAUAACCAAGAUAGACUUGUCUACUCACUUGAAAUGCCCACAGCAAACUCAGAUGCUUGUGCGAUCAACUUCGGCUGGUACCAUGGUCACAGGAUUGGGGAAAAAAUGAAGCACUUACUAUCUCCCAAGGCUUUCUGUAUUAUACCCUUAUGCUCAAAUGCUGUUUAUUCAGAUGCAGCGCUGCGCAAUGCCAAAUGCCAAGUGUUACAAAGGCACACUUUCUUUGCAGGCCUAUUCUAAUGUUUCUUAUUUUGCAUGUUUAACGCCACGAGUUGCUUAGGCAACAUGACCUUCAUAUGCUCUAACCCUAAAAAAAAAUAUCUAGUCACUGCUUUGAAUGAAUAAGAGGCUGUUAUCCUCAUUAAUGCAUUCUUAACUUCAUAUGCAGCACUUAUUGUUACAACCAAACACGUGCAUUUUUUUGUUUUUAAUGUUUGCGUACAAAGCAUUCAUGUUUGCAUUGACACAUGCGCGCCAGCAUACCUUACAUGUAAUGCGGAAAUGAUGGGUGUUGGAAUAUAACAGUGCGGGGGCCAACGUGGAAUGGUAUUUUCUCAUGUGGUAUCACCCACAUCAGUAAGCACUCGUUGAGUUUGCUGCGUACGAAUGCUCAUUGUUCACAAAUUUCAUUUUGUGUCACACUUGGGCUUCACGGCAAGCUAUGCAGCAUUGUUCGCAGCUUCAUAGCAACACACUAUCUGUUGCCAUGAAGCUGCACUGCUCUUCUGAAGAAAGCAACAUCAAGGGCAUCAUUCUUUUUGAUGACUCAGGGUACAAAAUAGUUUUCUUCUUUUUUUUCAUGUCUGUGGCAUGCGGCCAGUGUUGUGCACAGCUUUUUUUUUAUAUAUACACAGAUUAUUGGACCGUUAAGCGCUAGGUUGCAUAUGAGAAAAUAUGGCAUUUCUGUUUUUCAUAAAGUUAGCCGACUCAUCUUUUCACUCUCAAGCUUAAUAUUAGAAGCCAGGUUUCUCAAGAGACAAAUUACAAUGACCAAUUUUUUUUAGGCCAAUUGUGUUUUCAAUUUUUGUGCAUAAGUAUUGCCAUGGUCCUAGAAAUAUGACUGAACCGGUACUACACCAUUGCAUGUUUUUCAAGGGUUGCCGUAAACACAUGAAGUGAUUAAUUGAGCAUUAAUGCCAAACAAAAUUAACAUCUAAUUGCUCAUUAAGGCAAGCACAUCCGAAAUAAAUUAGUGGCUCGAUUGCACUUAUUUCUUGGAGGUAGGAUUGGUUUAUAUGUGGCUUGGCCAUUAACUUCCUUGGCCUGGCUUUUUACUUGAAAAGUCAAAAGCUUUUAUUGGACUCCUGCUCACAACAUGUGGGAUCUGCAAGUUUCCCAUGAACAUGGAGAUUAACCCUUACUAAAGUACUGUAGUUCCUCACAUAUAAUCCACCCGUGCAUAAAUAGCCCACACUCCCAUCUACACUUCACGAAAAAAAUUUGAAAAAAAAAAGAUCCCUGCAGAUUGUCGUAAAGAGCUUCGAGCUACCUUUUCUGCAUAGCUGUGCAGGAUUGACGUGAAGCCACCUUGCACACUGAAAUUUGCGUAUAAAUUGCAUCUCAACCUUAACUCUGAAUUCUCUGUACUUCUCUGCAGGUCAUAUGCAAGAAAAUACAGUAUAACGUCUCUAGGUUCGUGUCAUUCCUGCACAUCGCUGUGUGUCUUUGCAUUAUAAGCCUUGAAAACGUCAGAUUUGUUUCAUUUCCUAGGGCUGAAGAACAUGGCUGAGAAUCUGACUGCGCUCAUAGAUAUUGGAAAACAUGCCUGCAGUCGAUAUUCAGGCUACUGCGAACGCUUGUAGGUACUGUCAUCAAAUAAUGGCACCAUCUACAUUGUUGCUAGAACUGCAAGCCUGUUUUGAGUAGAAGAUUUUACAUAGCUCUUCUUGCUGUAGUAUGUGCUCAAACAUAACUGGAUGCGAGUAUCUAUUCAUGCAAUAUGCCAUACUUUAUUUUGGAACGCACUUUAUGCAGCUAACAGUUAAAGGAAAAUUUGUGGUUUCUGGGAACGCUGAACAAGUGGAAGCGUGUUCGCCUUCGACAAAGCCAAAAGACAGCCUUUCUUUGCACCGUAACGGAGUGCUUUCAUCUUCGUUGAGGUGUUAUGUUUGUUUCUUUGUUGCAUUCCUCAAAUAUUGUUUUAAAAUUUUAUGUGCUGUCUUUAAAUGCAAAAGAAAUAAGUCAAUGUAGCACUUGUUUUUCGCAUCUCACUUUGUUUUUUCACGGUUGUGAAUGUAACCCAUGGGUGUUUGUUCCUUUCCCGAUGCGGGUGUUUAUUAUGUUGUUUUUUCUGGCUCUUCCUUUUCGCAAAGCUACUACAUAUUUUGCGUAACAGAACCCUUACGUGCAAGUAUUAAUAGCAACCUGACUGCCAUGACUUUUUAGCUAUGCCUUGUGCCACAUGUCCAAUCAAGAGACCACCAUAUGUACAGCACUUAAUGUUUUAUUUUCUUUUUUUUUGUGUUUUUUAAAUGUUUUGUUUGAGAUCAACCUUGUUUACGCGUUUUAGAUUAGUUUAUUGUUAACAUGAUUACAAGGGUCCUAGGGCAUCAUGAGAAGACUCAUGUGCAAGCAUAAUCUUUGCAAAACUUGAGAGACAUUACGAUAUAUUAAUUGCUUUUAUUUUUUUUUUCGCUUGUUUGAUAUGUUACCCACAGUCACGAAAGAUUACGCAAACAAUGAAAUGCCGUUUUUGUUUAUUCAGCAAUGCUGUCAUGGAAAAUGCCUGGAGCUGUGAAUUUAUCGUCUUGAUUUAAUGUACAAGCACUAACAUGUUCAUCAGUUCAUGUAGCUAAGAUCACUCCUUUUUUGCUGUUCACCUGCUUGUUAAUUGUAAGUGUACUCAUGUGCAGUGUGUACGUUGACUCCCUUACACAACUCUCAUGGCAGUUCUUUUUUUUUUGCUGGUACAGGGAUCCACAACUAAAUUUCUAGUAUGUUUCUUGCCUCAUGGAUGGAGUGACUUUAAAGGCACAUUCGGGAAGGGUCUAUCUUCUCCAUUAAUCAUGAUUCCUGUGUUUAUUUGUAUAUAAGCUCGUCACCUACUUUCAUCACAGAAAAACGGGGAGCAAUUGGGGUGUUGCCGAGGCUGACGUCACAGGGAAAGCUGAUAUACUACAUGUAAGAUACAAUAUCAAGGGAACAGAAAGGCCAUUUUGUUACAGUGUUCCAAGAGUGGCAGGACCAGUAGCUAGGGUGAUUUGCCUGAAAGUACAGCGAUUUAUAGGCAUGUUUAUCUGAAGUGAAAGGAGAAGGGGUGACAAGUGUGGCAUCUUUUGAGGGCUUAAGAACUAAACUGCAUAGAACAGUUGACUACUAUGCUGGGUGGUAAGUAUUCAACGUUAUAGAUAUGACUUCAAAAAAAAAAAAAAGACUGAGGAGAUAAGUUCUUGUUCUUGCAUACCCUUUUUUUUUUCUUAGUUCAUCUAGGCUGUAAGCACCUACUGCAUACUAUAUGUAUGAGGAGGUGAUUAUCGUACUAUAUGAUUGAAACCCAAGUUGACCAUGACUCUUGGAUGGUUCCUCAAAAUGGAAACCCAAGAGAAUAUAUUCACUUGAGGACUAAUUAACAUUCAUUCUAAGAGGAUAGCAGAUAAUUGGAAGAUUAACAAUGUUUAGUUGUUUAGCAUUUUCUACGUCUGAGGGACCGAGGCUGCAAUGAAUGCCCCGAUGAGUGGUUCCACCUUCAACGUAGAUGCCAGUAUCAACUGAAAUUUAAGAAUGGUCAGUGGCAUCGAUGCACACGGUAGCAUAUAGUCACACCUCAAUAUGAGCCCUUGAUCACAUCCAGAAGUCAGCGUAUCUAAUCGGAAGAAACAGAUGGAGCAAGCCCCUCUAUGAAUAUUCAUGGGAAUAUUAUACUGAAUUGUAAAUAAUACCGCCCCUUAUUUACUCACACUACAUCAGACAUCCGGAAAUGAGGACUCUUAAUUUUGAAGUAAUCUUCGAUAAUGAAAAUUACUUAAACAUAAAUUUUGAACUUGUUUGUGGCAGAUGUGGGUCGCAAUAUUGUUUGUAAGUGCUUCAGGGUAAAUAAUGUUCUCCCCUGUCCUAGUUAUUGGCACUCGAAUGACACAUAGGAUCAGGGGAAGAUGAAGGCUUGAAAUGGAGAAGAACGUGAAAUUUCACCGGAGCCAUAGUUUUAACAAGUCCUUUUUUCAAAAUCUUGGAUCCAGCAACAUUUCCUGUUUAACAAUUUUUCACCAGUUAAAGGAAAUACUUCCGGAAAAAAAAUAUUUGGCGGAGGGAUAUCCUAGGGAAUUCGAAACAGCAUUAGCUGGCCCCAUGUUUGAUAUCGAAACUCCCCAAAUUUAUGCUGUGCCCUCGCAAUUGUUUGACCUUGUGUUCUUGUUUCCAUGGUCAUCCUAGUAUAUUCCUAGCAUGCCAUAUAGAUGAACAGGUUGAGACGUGCAAUAACGAGCAGCUGCUGCCGUGAAGCCAAAAAGAAAAAGCAAUUUCAGUGUUUGGCAUAUUAUUCAAACAUACGUAAGACCUUUUUUUUCGUUUUAUUGUUACUGAGAACUGCUUUUGCUUGGGACUGCUUCCUCCAGUAGAUAAAUCCAAAUUCAUCCUAUUGCAUUGAUUCGGGACAAAGUGGGCUCUUGAACACACUCCGAGAUUUUGUUAUGCUAUACACCAAUAUGUUAGGGACACAUUGAAAGCGGCGCUGUAGAAAAUGCCACCUCAGUUUCUUGACUGUAUAUUUUCUUUAAGUGCAUGUCUGAAUUACGUGUCUUCCUUUGUCGGUGUUUUUAUAAGUUUCUUUUUUUUAACCUUGCCUUGUCUUCUGCGUUAGAUGCUCUUUAGAUGCUCAAAUGAUAUUGUGAUAUGAUGUUACGAUGCCUUUCCUGUUUGCUUCAGUACCAACAACCCAUGACGAGCCACUGUUGAGUAAUGUUCCCUUGACACUUAUGGCUGAACUGUCGUAAUUACAAAACCACUGUCUAAUACAGUCAAACCUUGUUGAUAACAGCUUUGCCUCCAACACGAGUACUGUUGUAAAUUAUAUAUGUUGCAAGCACACAUUGGUUGCAUGCUGAUGUUGGUAAGAAACAGUUCAGAUUUACUUUGUUGUAUCUGCUAAUAUGUUAAAUCUGCAUUUGCUAUGCUGAGGUUAACUGCAUUGCAAUAAGUUAACUACAGAUAACUACAUUGAGAUAACAGGAGGCUGUCACAUACAGAGCAAGGUCUGCAGCUUUGUUAGCGAUAACUUUGUCUAGCUAGAGCACAAGAAAUUUGCAUUUUGACUUUUGCGCCUGUCACCACACGCUGCAUGGAAUCAAUAGUUUGAUGUUUAUUUAGAUAUGUUUUCAUUGCCCAGACCACAUGGGAAAUAAUUACAGGGUCUACUUUGUGGUCAUGGAUGAAUGUGCAGAAAGAUUACAAAAAUAUGCUCAUUGCCUCUGCAAUGUACUAAUGGUGGGUAAUGCAGUGCUUCCUUGCGAUGCAGCGUCUGUCUUACGAAAUAGUGUGGCAUUUACCUCAUAAUGACCACUGAGGAACUGAUGUGAAUGUUGUCGGCUCUUCACUUCGCAUGUCUAAUGAAUCGCUUUUGUUGAUUAGUUUGCUUUUGACAGGCCUAGAGCAAAAGUGGCUUAAGUGGUGGGCAUUACUGUCUAUAGAGCUACCGGUCAUGUAUAGAACUCAAGGAUAGAACUUAUAUGUUCUCUUUGUUGGUCUACGUGUGGUUGGCUUCAGCGAUGCGGUAUUGUCAAGCACACGUUCGCGUUGAUUGGUCGGCAUUCUAAAUGUUGCUGCAGUUGCCUAAACGACAUCUUAUCCCCCCCCAGAAUGACCCAAGAAUGUUACUGGUUAGGCGAGUUGGAUCUUUUAGACUGCUCGGUUAAAGGUAUGGUGAGAAUUUAUGGUUUGGUCCACAAGACAGUCUUGUUACGUGUAGGAAACAAUGAGGACAAUCGCGUAGUGAAGUAAAGCAGACUGUGUGUAAAGCUGCUUUAUUUACAGGACUGUCGCUAUGUCUCAAAUUGUAUUCAGUAUUACAUGUGUUGCCUCUUUCGAUUAAAUCAGUAACCUGUUGCCAGUGGAUAUUCAUGUGGGGAGAGUUGCUGAAGCUGCCUGUGCAGCUACCUGUGAGGCUGCUCUAUCUCAAUUGUUAUUAGAAUGAGGCUAAUCGUGAGCAAAUAAGUAUGCAACGUGUCUUAGAUACACUGAUAAAAGGCACCAAUUUAGAUUGCAGCAUAAUACGGUACUAUUAGUGUGCCACAAUUAGCACUAGGCAGAAAAAUUAGUGCGCAUGGAUCUUAAAGGUGCUUCGGCGGUAUGGUGCAAUAUACACUGUAGCCACCACUGGUAGCUCAUAAUUGUACUAGCACGCUCGUAGGAGUACUAGCCAAUCGAUGCUGCGGCUGCAAGGGCAUGUACAAAUAGCUGCACACUGUUCAGUAUGCACGCCGUGAUGGCGACAUCUAUGGAAGCGCCACGGUUACUCGUAGCACAGGGUGGUCUCCAAGUUGACGUGACGAGUGUGUUGAGCGUUCUGACGUUCGACAACCCUCAUCGCUCUGAGUGACUUGCCGUCUCUAGCGCCAGAUUCUCGUGCUGGCUUUCUAACAAGGUAUCUUUGUUCUGUGCUGUGUUAAUCUGUUAGUGUCGAAGCUGUUACCCGUCGAUUUCACUAAGGUCAUUCCCAAAAAUUU